Molecule: messenger RNA, 4140 nt
Organism: Microplitis demolitor
Lineage: Eukaryota; Metazoa; Arthropoda; Insecta; Hymenoptera; Braconidae
Gene: GatB
Product: glutamyl-tRNA(Gln) amidotransferase subunit B, mitochondrial
Exons: 9
Coding region: 85-1659 (524 amino acids)
Biological process (GO): mitochondrial translation; glutaminyl-tRNAGln biosynthesis via transamidation
Molecular function (GO): glutaminyl-tRNA synthase (glutamine-hydrolyzing) activity
Source: RefSeq, a predicted model, not a curated record
AGUUGUUACGUAGCCAUAACCUACGACAGUUGAUGAAUUCUUUUACUCAAAUAUAAAUUAUUAUUUAGAAAUUUUAAAUUUAAAAUGAAAAUGAGUUACUCUAAAUUAAAAAAUUCAAAUUUUUUAUUAAAGAAUGUAAGAAAGUGCAGCACCAACAUUUCAAAUAAACCAAAAAAAUGGAAUUCUGUCGUAGGUUUAGAAAUCCAUGCCCAAAUAUCAUCAGAUUCAAAAUUAUUCUCUGGUGCCAGUACCACCUUUGGAAAGCCAGUUAAUUCCUGCGUUUCAUUUUUUGACUGUGCUACACCAGGAACAUUGCCAGUUCUGAAUAGAAAAUGCGUCGAAGCAGGUGUUCUUACAGCCCUAGCUUUGUCCUGUCAAAUUAACGAAGUUUCUUUGUUUGACAGAAAGCAUUAUUUUUAUGCGGACUUACCAGCUGGUUAUCAAAUCACACAGCAAAGACAACCGCUAGCAGUGAAUGGGAGUUUAAAAUUUAAUGUGUACACGCCAGGUAUCCAUAAAAAGCCAUAUGAGAAGGUAUCAAAAAUAAAACAAUUGCAAUUAGAACAAGACAGUGGCAAAAGUCUACAUGACAGUUUCAUUGGUAAAAGUCUUGUUGAUCUAAACAGAGCUGGUGUGCCUCUGAUGGAACUAGUUUUUGAACCAGAUCUAGCUGACGGUGAAGAAGCCGCUAGUUUAGUUAAAGAACUAAUGAAUAUUCUCCAAAGAUUGGAUACUUGUUCAUGUAAAAUGGAAGAGGGUGCACUGCGAGUGGAUGCAAACGUGUCGGUAAAUAGACAAAAUGAACCAUUGGGUACUCGUACUGAAAUUAAAAAUAUUGGGAGCGUGCGUGCUGUUGCUGCUGCAAUUCAAUAUGAAAUAAAAAGGCAGAUAAAUUUAUUGGAGCGAGGAGAAAAAAUAGUUAAUGAAACUUUGUCAUGGGAUGCGGAAAACUACAAGACGGUUAUGAUGAGAGACAAAGAAGAGAAACAAGACUAUCGUUUUAUGCCUGAGCCUAAUUUACCUCCUCUGCGUGUUAAUCUUAAUGAUGACAACAAUAAAAAUAAUCUCGUUGACGUUCGUAGUCUCAAAUGUAAAAUACCGAGACUGCCUGCUGAAAUUCGUCAACAUUUUAUUGAUGAAUUGAAAUUAAUUCCAUUAAAUGCUAUUGCGAUUGUUAAUAACAUGAAAUUGACGGAAUUAUUUGAAGAUAUUAUAGCAGAAAAAAAUAGUAGAAGUCCUAAGAAUGUAUCGAAUAUUUUAUUGAAUGUGUUCAUGGAGUUUGUAAACGAAAAUAAUUUAAUGCUUGACAGUCUUACAAUUUCGUCAAAACAAUUGGGACAAAUUAUCGAUUUAUUGGAAGCCAAGAAAAUUAAUUUGUUGGUUGUCCCGAAAAUUUUUAGUGUAUUGAUUGAUAAUCCAGAAAAAAUGCCUGAACAAAUUGUGCACGAGUUUAAUUGGGCGCAAAUAGAUAACGAUGAAGAGCUGAUAAAAUUAUGCCAAGAAGUUUUUGAAGAAAAUCCGAAAAUGGUAACGCAGUACAAAAACGGUAAAGCAAAAGUACUAAAGGCAAUGCUGGGUGCGAUAGCUAAGAAAACAAAUAACCGAGCCAACAUGCAGAAAGUUUCAAAAAUGAUACCUGAAUUACUGAAGAAUGAUUAGGCUAAAUACCAAGAGUAUUUAAACUAUACAGAGCACUUUAUAUGACCACUCAGUACCGUUAUAAAUAAAACGAAGUUAUUUAUUUACUAGGAUUCUAUAUUUAAAAAAAUAUAUAUUAAAAUAUUCAUAAACGUUAAAGAUAUUGAAGGAAAAGAUAUUAACAAAUAAUUGGAUCUCCAUAAACAAUUAGGUCUCUCAGUAAGAUAAAAAAGGCUGAUUAUAAUUUCUAUAUUCACAUUAUCCUUUAUAAUUGACGUCACAAGUACAAAAUCAAGUGGAAAUAAAUAUUUGGUGAUACAAUAUUUAAUAUAAAUUUACCAUUUAAUUUACAAUUUAUCAAAGUAUGAUCAAAUCAGCCAAAUUGUGAUAUUAAAUAUUAAUUUUACAUUAACCACUACGUGGAUAAAAUUUAAAGCUACUUAUUAUUUUUUUGUUUACUUAUCUCUAAUUAAUAGAAUUAAAUAAAAAGUAUAAUUUAAUAUUUUAUUAACAAUACACAAUUUAAAUCAUUAGAUCAUUACCUUUUUUUUUAUUUAAAAUAUACAAAUCAUUUGUCAGUUCGUUAAUUAAAUUAUUUAUUUGACAAAUGAUUAAAAUACGUUCAAGCUAUUUAAUUAUAAGAUUGACUGGUGCAUUACACCUACAUUUAUUAUUAUUAUCAUUAUUUUUAUUAUUAUUAAUUAUUUAAGUUAAUUUCAGCAAUCCAUUGUACGACAACAAUAUAUAUUUAUGCGCUCGUUAUCCAUUGAACACACUUAAUACUAUUAUUUAUGAUAUAAAACACAUGAACAAUUAUGCAAUUCCAUUAAUUAACUUCUUAUCUACUUAAUGGUGUUACAAUAUCGAUCAUCGAUUAUUUAAUUCAUUUAUUUAUUUAUUAUAAUUCUUACGAUAAUUUUUUUUGACUCGACACAUUGAUAUAAUUAAUAAUAAAUAAUUUACAAAAAACAUUACGCGAAAAGUCUGCUCAUUAUCGUAAUUAUAUUAUCACGUUUUAUCAGCAGAGUUUAUUAAAAUAAUAAAUUACACACAAGACAAGUAGACAAAUGCCGUAAAAAUUUAUUUGUAUAAAAGCAUGUAUGUACUAGACUGUGACCGAUAAAAUCGUUAUUUUUUUCAGUUCUUUACUAAAUUAUGCUGUAUGUAACUUAAAAAAAAAUUAGGUACCAAUUUUUGCUCUUGAACUCAAUUACGAAACGCGCGCACAAUUUUAUAACUCGUUAACGGAUCAAUAAGUAAAUUCUCGUUUUUUUACUUCUCUAGUAAAACUAUGAAUCUAAUCGCAAAACGUCAUAGGACUGUUACUGUAGAUCAUUUUUUUUUUUGCAUUCAAAAUAUGAUUUAUUGAUUUAUUAAUCUCACAGUUCAAAAAUUUCAAGUUUUAUAAAUUAAUCGUUUCGAAAAUAAACUGAUAAUUUUCGUAAAAAAGCAACUUUUAAACGGUUAAAUUUAUCAGAAAAUUAUAAGAAACCUAUUUUUGUAGAGCUUUUAGCUCUCUACAAAAAAAAUAUUAUGGCCAUUUCAAUUCAUUGAUCCGUUAACGAGUUAUAAAAUUUCAAACUUUAAAAAAUUUUUCCCGCGUUUUUUUAAUGGGAAAUCUUAUUUCAGUGAGCGCACGUUUUGCAAUUGAGUUCAUAGGCUCGAAUUGGUAUCCAAUUUUACAUGACUCUUAAUGCGAAGCAUUAGUGUGCUUUACGAUCGAAAAAUUCAGUUUGCCUCCUUUUUUUAUGUUACAUUCAACAUAAUUUUCGUAUAGGACGGAAAAAAUGAUCUAUUUCAUUUUGCACCGUCUAACAUAUAUAUAUUUAUAAUUUAUUUAUCAAAUAUUGAUGAAUUUUAAAAAUCUUAUCAAAUGAUUGGCCAUUGGAAAUGUAUAUUGUCUCGUUAUAUAUUUUAUUUUCGUUACCUCUAAUGGUAUGGUGGCAAUGAUAGUAAUUAUUAUUUUUUUUUUUUAAUAAUUAAUUGCAGUCUUUAUUUUUUAUUAAAGGCCACUCUAGUAUAACGGAGUUCCACAUUUAUUAAACAAAUAUUGUAUAUAAUUUAUAUGAUACUUCAUUUUGACUUUUAUCAAAUAAUUCAUUAAAUAUUUAUUUAGGUUUAAUAGUAAACUGUUUGUUGAUUAAUUAAUUAUUAACGGCUUAUCAUGGCCUUAAUGCAUUAUAAAAGAUCACAAUAUAUAUAUAUUUAUUUUUAAACGCCAAUAUAUUUUAUUUGCUGUAUUAAAUGUGAACACGUUUAUUGUAUAUAAAUUAAUUCAUUAAUUUAAAAAAAAAAAAAUCUGCAAAAAUUGUUACUUAUUUAAGUAAACUAUAAAAGCUCAGAAAAUACCAUGAUAUUAUUUAUGAUAUUAUUUUUUUCUUAAGAUUUAAAUAAUUUUUACUUAGGCCGCAAGUAAAAAUCCCCAUUUUCCAAGCAUUUAUAAUUAUUUUUACCUCAUACUGAUUUUCAAAAAAUUUUUUGUUCCUUGGACUUGAUUACGAA